AGAAAGGCAUCUCCUUCUAUGGACCUGGCGCAUGGCGUGUUCUUGACCUAUACUUUCAUCUGACAGUGAACUUCCGGCUUCGCAUCCUCUUUUUCCGUUAUAACGAGCAUGUGGUUUCAUGUCCUAUAUAAUGUGCGCCGUAUAUGAACUAUGCCUCCUCGUUCCAGAGUGAAGAAGUGACCCAAAAUGUUCUCUGUUGCUGUCCUCGUUGGAUUGCUUGCCGCCACCGUCAACGCCCAGUCGCCAGUAUGGGGACAAUGUGGCGGUAUUGGGUGGACAGGAGCUACUACUUGUGUUUCGGGCACAGUGUGUACGAAACUCAAUGACUAUUAUUCUCAGUGCCAGCCUGGAGCUGCCCCACCACCAACUACGGCCAACCCACCACCUCCCUCAACGACCGGCGGACCCGCUCCUACUUCCGCACCUGCUGGUGUCACGUUGUACCUUGCAGGAGACUCGACCACUGCUCCUGACACCGGAACAGCUUACGCUGGCUGGGGUACACAGAUUGGCAAGUAUUUGAGCAUUCCCAUCAACAACCAGGCAGUUCCCGGAAAGAGCUCUCGCAGCUUCACCGAUCUCGGAUACUUCAAUAACAUCAUUAACUCCGCUAAGACCAACGAUCUUGUGAUCAUUGAGUUCGGACACAAUGAGGGCGGUGGUCCUGCUGGUAACCCUCAACAGGGUGUCUGCCCCGGGACUAGCUUGACAGCUACCUGCCAAGACCCGAGUACCGGACAAACCGUCUACACCUAUUUCAAGUAUAUGGAAGAUGCGAUUAACUCUCUCAAAGCCAAGGGCGCAAAAGUUAUCGUGUCUUCUCAAACACCGAACAACCCGUUCAAGGAUACUAGCGGCACUCCCGUCUAUGUCUCGUAUGCUCAGCAGGUCGCUCAGCAGACUAGUGUGGCAUACGUCGAUCAUUUCUCCUACACACUGAAGCAAUAUCAGGCAUUGGGUGCCAACACAGUGAAUGGUUACUUCCCUGUGGACACCAUCCAUACUAGCAGCGCCGGUGCAGAUGUUGUGGCUCAGGCCUUGGUGCGCGGCGUGCUCUGCGUUUCCGGUAAUCCGCUCGCGCCGUAUGUCAAGAAUACGAAUGUACAGCCAAGCACCUGCAUUUGAGAAAAGAGCGAGCGACCGUUGGUACUAAACGGUAGUAUAUGCCUGAGGGCUUUCUGAAAAGGUUGUAGUUACAUCCAUCUUCUACGUAUAAUGUCUGUACGAUGUAUACUAUGCGAGUCAGACCGUCGAGGGAUCUUCUUCAUUGAAUCGUCCAGCCUCGGGGCACCACCUCAGAGGAGGCUCAGCGCUCAGCACCGUAGCUCCUGCAACGCC
Somion occarium is the source of this 1338-nucleotide messenger RNA. The record is from the annotation of a GenBank genome assembly. Lineage: Eukaryota; Fungi; Basidiomycota; Agaricomycetes; Polyporales; Cerrenaceae.